Messenger RNA from Rotaria sp. Silwood1, 1578 nucleotides. The record is from the annotation of a GenBank genome assembly. Lineage: Eukaryota; Metazoa; Rotifera; Eurotatoria; Philodinida; Philodinidae.
AUGCCAUCGUUGCCACGUACAAAUGAAGUCAUACAAACUGUUAAAUUAUUUGGAAAAAUAGCUGUUACUCUUGACGGUUCAAAAAGUGAACUCACCUCAUGGACGUAUCAACAUGCAGCAUCGAUUGAAUCCACUCGCCUCUUUCGUGAUCAUAUAACUAUCAAUGACUUUGCCAUUACAUCUAGCAAAUUAGAUUCUGAGAUUAUAUUCGUACUUGUACUUACAAGUAACCGUUGGAUUGAAAUUUAUGAAGCUAAAUCACUUAACAAGGAGACUUUAUUUAAUCUUCAAUUGCAUUCUCCAGCACGAGUUCAUUCGACACACAGUGGUACGUUUUUUGUGUUAACAAACAAUGGUUUAGCAUAUUCUAUUGCUCAACAAAUUACUUCUGAAAAUGAAAUCCAAUUUAACCAGACAGCUAAUAUUCAAUUGAAAAUUCCAUGUUCAAAAAUGUUUACUUCGGUUUUAACUCUCAAUUCAUUAGAAAAUCUUAUAAUAUUUGCUGAUAAUGGACAAUCAAUGGCAAUCUGGACAAUCGAACGAAUUAUAUAUAUUGACGUUGAUGUUUCACCUUAUCUUUUAUCAUCGCAAUUGAAAUCUAUUGACAAAGAAUCGAUCGAUAGAGGCUCUCUUCAAAUGACUCCAUUUGAUAAAGCCGAUAAAUUUUGUCUAAAAAAUGAUUGUCUUGCAACAUAUAACAAUGGAAAUACUCAACUUAACUUACACAACAUCCGUUCACGUACAUGUUAUGAACCGAUUCAAUUAGAAAAUGAAUGUCUACAAUUAUGUUUAAAUGAAUCUGCUAGUUAUGUUUUUGCUCUUGUCAAACCUCGGGUCUUGUUCAUGUAUCGUAUUAAUGAUCGUCGACAAUUAGCUAAAUUAUUUGUUUAUGAUUUUGUUUCAUUCAUGGUAGCAGACAAUGAGUUUCUUGUUUUAGCUAUGAAUGACCGACGUCUACUUACACUCAUGAUUGCCGAUCCUGAUGAUCCAAACAUACAGGCAAAAAUACAAGCUUUACCUAGCAGAAAUCCUCGACGUGUAACGAAAUCCGCAGUGGCAAACUUAAUUGAACAUAUGGAAAAAUGCACUAACAUGAGUUCAAGUGAUGAAGAAUCUGAUUUUGCUGCCAAUAAAAGUGAGGACGACAGCAAUACUAAAAGUAAUAACGAUGGCAAAACUAUUAUACAAAAGAAUCAACGACCUAUUAGUCUUUUACGUUUUGUAACUCGACUAGAUGGUCGACAUUUACUGUCAAAGAUGAGUAGCGAUGCUGAAUUACAAUCGAAGGCUUUGACUCUAUUUUCGGAAGAUUCAGAAUCUUUUGACAUGGCACAAAUCAUAUAUGAUUCCGAUAAUGAAAAUCACAAUGAUGAUCACGAUGUCGAAUAUCCCGGUGCUGUUACUACCGCAAUGACCGAACAACAACCAAUUGAGCAUGAUCUCGAUGAUAUUCGUCAAAAGACAUUGGAACAUAAUCGACAACAACUUAAAGGAAUUCAAUUUGCAAAUGCAGGUGAUGGAAAUUUAAAAGUAGUAAAUAGUUACGCAGUUACUUCAAAUACGUGUACUCUUAUUUAA